Kluyveromyces lactis is the source of this 1068-nucleotide messenger RNA. RefSeq names its product adenine deaminase (gene AAH1). The transcript has a single exon. Gene Ontology annotation, cellular component: nucleus; cytosol. The record is from RefSeq and is a predicted model, not a curated record. The coding region runs from base 1 to 1068 and encodes 355 amino acids. Lineage: Eukaryota; Fungi; Ascomycota; Saccharomycetes; Saccharomycetales; Saccharomycetaceae. Gene Ontology annotation, molecular function: adenine deaminase activity. Gene Ontology annotation, biological process: hypoxanthine salvage; adenine catabolic process; purine ribonucleoside monophosphate biosynthetic process.
AUGGCUAAGUUUGAGUGUACUGACGAGGUGACCAAUUUCCUGACAGAAUUGCCUAAGUGCGAACACCAUUUGCAUUUGGAAGGUACUCUCGAACCAGAAUUAUUGUUCCAAUUAGUUGAACGUAAUGGAGUACAGUUACCUGGUACGUUUCCCAAGACCGUUAAUGAGUUGCAUGUGAUUUACAACAAUUUUGCUGAUCUCCAGGAUUUCUUGAACUAUUACUACAUCGGUUGCAACGUUCUUCUCAGUGAAGACGAUUUCUUUGAGUUGGCUUGGAGUUACUUCAAGAGAGUAAGCACUCAAGGGUUGAGACACGCCGAGGUGUUUUACGAUCCACAAUCUCACACGUCCAGAGGCAUUUCUUUGGAGGUUGUUACCAAAGGUUUUGAAAGGGCUUGUGCUAAGGCCCAGGAAGAAUUUAACAUUAGUACCAAGUUAAUCAUGUGUUUAUUGAGGCACUGUCCUGUGGAAGAAUGUAUGGAUACUGUGAAAAGUGCCAAGAGCUUGAUUGAAUCGGGAGUCAUUGACGGUCUUGGUCUUGAUUCGUCAGAAAGACCUUUCCCUCCAGAAUUGUUUGUUGAAUGUUAUCAAUUGGCGAAGAGUUACAAUAAGGAGCUGCAACUUACAGCUCAUGCAGGUGAAGAAGGUGAUCCAAGUUUUGUUACAAACACCUUGGACUUAUUGGAAACAACAAGAAUUGAUCAUGGUGUUAGAAGCAUUGAAGAUGCUGAAUUAAUCAAGAGGUUGGCCGCUCAAAAAGUUAUGUUAACCCUUUGUCCAUUAUCCAAUGUUAAGUUACAAGUGGUAAAAGAUGUUUCAGAGCUACCAUUGCAGGAGUUCUUGGAUAACGACGUUCCUUUCUCCAUUAAUUCUGAUGAUCCAGCUUAUUUUGGAGGGUACAUCUUACAGAACUAUCUGGAAGUGUAUUCCAGAUUUGGUUGGUCUAAAGCAGUUUGGGCUAAGAUCGCCAGACAAAGUAUUGAAGGCUCAUGGUGUGAUCCUAAGAGGAAACAAGAACUACUCUCUGAGGUUUCAGAAGUUGUAAACAAAUAUGUAAACUUACCUUAG